GAGUCUCUCCGGUCGAGCCACAGAGCUUCAGUCUCUUAUUCAUAAGGAAUAAUAUUUUGCAUAAGAACCCUGCUGAGGGGAGGGAAUAGAGAACAAAGCAACAACAAAAACUGGACUCAGAGAUGUCAGGACUCCCCACAAGCCUUGGGAAUAACGGUGACAAGGCAAUGUUGUUCUUCCUCUUGUUCUUGUUGCUGUCCUCCCUGGUGGCUUUGUACGCAGAAUACUCUGGGCAUCACAGUUUGAUCAUAUAUGUGACGUUCGCUCCUGGACAUCAAUAUUUACCUAAAUACUCAUCCUAUGGGAUGCUUGAUGAUUACAGAGUAUUUACUUAUGAGAGCACCUCUGAUGUAUUUUCACAUCCCUUUGGCCAACUGGAAUCUCUGUCCACUGUCUGGAGAGAUCUUAGGGAUUGCACAAACUUUAAAACAGGCUAUUUCAACCUGUUUUCAAGAUAUGCAAAUUUAACCUUGGGGUUGAAAAGUCCACUCUUGCAGUUAAUGUAUGGCUGUCAGCUGAGCCAUAAUGGAACGUCAAGUGGACUGUAUCAUUUUUCAGUCAAUGGAGAGUAUAGUCUUUCUAUGGAUAUGGACAGCCCUCAAUGGUACUCAUACUUGCCACAAGAUCUGGACAUUAAAAACAUUCUAGACAGGUUUGAUCUCUGGAAUCACAAUAAUCUUAUAUACAUUCAUCGUGAUUGUGUUCCUCGACUCAAGAAGUUCUAUGAACUCAGUAGAACAAUACUUGACCAGAAAGUUCGCCCUGAAGCUGUGAUCAGGCACAAGCGUGCUGGAACACUUAACUGUGUGGUGACGGGGUUUUACCCUAAAGAUAUCACUGUGGAGUGGAUGGUUAAUGGACAGCCAGCCUUAGAUGGGAUAUCAACAGGCUUCCUGCCAAAUCAUGACCAAACAUACCAAAUUCAGGUGGCAAUUCUGUUAUCUGACACUACACACAACUACUCCUGUCAAAUAAUGCACAGCAGUCUUCAAGAACCGAUGGUCUUUGCAUGGGAUGCUUCCUCAAGUAUGACUGAGGAAAAAAUGUCUCUGCACAUUGGUUUUAUUGCAGGACUUAUCGCAGUGUUUACACUAAUAGUAGCUCUUAUGUGUUUCAUAUUGAAGCGUGUAAUUUGUAAAAAAAAUGUGUAUUUGUAAUAUAAUUGAACAUUUUAUUUUUUUAUUAUAUUAUAUAUUACUUUCUUUCACUGUCAUCCUUAACUCCUAUAAAUAAAUAUGAUAUUUAUAUGAUAAACAUAUAUAAUUUUUUUAUUUUCUAAUUUAUUAUAUAGUUUUGCACUUUAUUAUGUUAUUUGAGACUGUCCUUGAUAUAUUUACGUAAAAAAAGAAAAUGAGAUCUUAUUAGAUUUUACAUGUGAAUCACUGAAUUACAUAUUUAGAUUCACCAAGACAAAUGAGAUGUUAUGUUGAACUUAAUUUUAUGUUUUGACACACAUUAUCCAAUAAAUAAAGAUUAGGUUAAGAUUUCAUUAAGAUUAAAGGGAUAGUUCACCCAAAAAUGAA
Molecule: messenger RNA, 1523 nt
Organism: Onychostoma macrolepis
Lineage: Eukaryota; Metazoa; Chordata; Actinopteri; Cypriniformes; Cyprinidae
Product: hereditary hemochromatosis protein homolog
Exons: 6
Coding region: 123-1157 (344 amino acids)
Biological process (GO): antigen processing and presentation of endogenous peptide antigen via MHC class Ib; immune response; positive regulation of T cell mediated cytotoxicity
Cellular component (GO): external side of plasma membrane
Source: RefSeq, a predicted model, not a curated record